GCGACAACGCGCAGUCUGUACGGACUGUGUGGCGGACGGUUUACGGUGGUGCGCGCCGCCGUCACAUCUUAGAUCUGUGAAAAAUCACUGAAAACAAAACUCACACAAAAACAAUUCACCAAUUCAACAAACCAAACCUGCUUCGGUUGUAAAAAGGGUGCGUGCGUGUGGUGUGAUGAAAAUGUGGAGCACACACAUCGCGCAAGAUGUGUAAAGAUACGGAAAACGUGCGCGUUGCUAUAGAUAAGACAGAAAUUUAAUUGUUAGUUGUUAGUUAGGCGUAUUUGGUGUUAAAUAUUAAGGAUAUGUGUCGAGGGACUUGUUUUGCGCGGUUUUGAGACGGUGGCAUGGCCGUCAAUGGAAAGAAAUUAUUAUUAGGUAAAGGUAAAGUGCGUGGGGUUCGUAGAGGUUGAUUUCUGGACGUUAACGCAGGUGUGCUAAGAAAGGUGCAAGCCGCAGCGCGACGCUGAAAGGAAAAUGCAUUUACAUUUCGAGCGAACCUUGAACGCGAAAAGCGACUGCUCGAUAUUGUCGCUCACAUGGAUGGGAAAGGUGCCAGAUGAACUUCCAGAAGACGAAGGGUGGAAGCUGAAUCGCACGAAUUACUAUCAGGAGGGAUGGCUGGCGACCGGAAACAUUCGCGGCAUCGUCGGCGUCACGUUCACCACCAGCCAUUGCAAGAAAAACGUCGAGUUUCCCCUACGUACGAAUUACAAUCUACGCGGACAUCGAUCCGAAGUUAUUCUUGUGAAAUGGAAUGAACCUUAUCAAAAACUAGCGUCGUGCGACAGCUCAGGGAUCAUUUUCGUCUGGAUAAAAUACGAAGGACGUUGGUCCAUUGAGUUGAUCAACGAUAGGAACACCCCAGUGACGCAUUUCUCAUGGUCCCACGACGGUCGCAUGGCCUUGAUAUGCUAUCAGGACGGUUUUGUCUUGGUGGGAUCUGUAGCAGGCCAACGUUAUUGGUCCUCAAUGUUAAACUUGGAAGCAACUAUAACCUGCGGUAUUUGGACCCCGGAUGACCAACAAGUCUAUUUUGGUACCACUAGUGGUCAGAUAAUUGUAAUGGAUGUUCAUGGGGCAAUGGUUUCACAAGUUCAAUUAAGUUCGGAUGUGGGUAUUGUUUCAAUGGCGUGGUCCUGUGAGAAAUUCAAAAUGGAGGAGGGUGAUGAGAAUGACCCAGGGGUUACUAAUGCAGCGGAGAGGAAAUUUGUCUUGGCUGUCAGUUUACAAAAUGGGUUCAUCUAUCUGCUAAAGACUUUUGAUGAUGUUUCUCCAAUCCAAAUGGAUACCAAGCUCCAGGGACCAGUUUGUAUGGAAUGGAGUAAUUCCAGGGAGUUGUUAGCUGUUGCUGGUGUUACACUUGGUAGUAAAUCAUCACCAAAUCAGAAUCAGAAUGCGAAUCAAGGUCAAGGUCAAACACAACCCAAUCAGGAAUAUGCUAAUAUGUUGAAGUUUUAUAACGAGAAGGGUAUUCUUUUGUAUUGUAUUAGUAUACCUUACACCCAAGCCCCGGUAACGGCUUUAACUUGGGGUCACAAUGACAAACGUCUUUUCUUGGCUACUGGUACGCAGAUUCACAUUGCUUGGGUUUCGAGAAGAAUAGCAACCCUGCAAUUGCUUUGUCGACUGAGGAUCCAUGAUUCCAUUUUGGGUGAGGGCCAGAUUGUCGCGUUGCCACUGCCGCCGAGGAUACGAAAUCUCAUUGGGAAUCUAUUUGCUCAAACAAUUAGGUGUUGUGUGCCUGAACCGUCAGCACUGCGUGAGUUCGUCUCUCGACCACCCGUCGGGUCAGUACGACUUCAUUGUACAAUGAUCCGCCAUGACGAAGACAGCAACAUAUCUUCAGGCACCUGCUACACCCUGUAUCUGGAAUAUCUUGGGGGACUUGUCCCUUUACUCAAAGGCAAACGUACGAGUAAAAUACGACCGGAGUUUGUUAUUUUUGACCCGCAGGUUGAAGAUUUCAGUGCGAUUUCGUUGAAUCACUGGUCUUCCGAAUCGAAAAGUUCCGGUUCUUCAAGUCAAUCAACAAGUGGGGGUAAUUUGGCCAGCGAUUCGUCGGACAGCGAUCGGGACGAAGGAUGCACGAGCUCACCGCGUCUGCAACGCCGACGCAAACGGCGUAAUAAAUCACGCUCGCGGAACAAUUACGGCGACCGUUCGGGCCAGAGUUCCGGUGAUGCAGACCCUGAAGACCUCGCUUAUGUUGACACAUUACCGGAACAUGUGAGAUUAGUGGAAGUAACCUCAAAUAUAUGGGGCACCAAAUUUAAGAUUCAUGGGUUGGUCAAUUCCGUACCAGCUAAUUUGGGUCAAGUGACCUAUAAGACAUCUCUUCUACAUUUGCAACCUAGGCAGAUGACUUUGGUAAUGACUGAAUUACGAGAUGAUUUCCCAGUUGGUCCUGACCCUACCUUCAAUCCAAAUCUCUUCUCGGAAGAUGAAGAGGAAAUCUGUCAGGCUGAGGAGAAGGCUAGGUUACGGCGGGUGUCUAUUGAUAAUUGUCCACCAAUAGCGCCGAUGUCCCCACGCGGUAGUCGUUUUACAAAACCCACAAAAGGGACUUACUCAGGUGAUAAUACGUUAUCCUCGACGACACGUCCAGGCUCGGGCCCUAGUGCAGUGGUACCUGCUUUAGCGAAAGCCGAAUCAUACGAUGAUGAAAUUACAGAGGCUAGGUGUCUCUGCACCAAUGGGAGUAAUUCUAGUAGCAGUACAGAAUCCGUCCGAGAAGGAAUCAUCACCAGCCAGCCACUGCAUCACCAUCAUCAACUGCAACCGCUCAUCACUACUCAUCAACCACCGAAACAUCCUACAAGUAGUGCACAAAUAUCUACGACUAGUUUUGUUGGCCAGCUUAGAAACUGUAAUCUAACAAUGGCCCUGGGAACUAGUGGUAGUUGUACACAUUCCGGUCAAGUACAGAAUCAACGCCAUAUUGCAAUCUCGCCGCUUUGCUGUGACGGUGCAGUACCGGCUUUGCAAUCGCCAAAAAACGCCGUUGCACCUUCGGAUAUCAUAUUCGAACGGCCCUACAACAACGUGGACUAUAAUCCAUCCAGAAACGACUAUCAGUGUCCGACGAGAAACCUAACUCUGAAUUUAAACUCGGAGAAAAUUAAAAAUCAUUCGGGUAGACCACCAACUGGAAGUGGUUUACAAGUGGGGCGGGUUCACACAAGGAUAAGAACCGCCCAAGUCCAAACACCAUCGGUGCCACAAUCAACCCAAAUUCAGGGGCCUUCACAAGGAUUGAAAGAGAUCCUAUUCAUAGAUGAGGAGUCCAGCACGCCGGGACCUUCCACCACCACCACAACAAUUGCUAGCAGUAUUCCAAUAAGUAAUACCACCGUUGAUACUUUAAUCCGCACAGGACCAGGUUCAGUGUCAAAUUCAAACACAGCACUUGGUUCCGGACCUGCGCCGAUUGCCGACGCAAUGGUACGGAGUUGUAGUGUUGGGUAUUUGGAUUUAGUUGAUGCCCAAAUUGUUCCCAAUGAUGUAGCAUUACUAAUGCUUCGGAAAGAUGCUCCGAAACGUUUGGUACUCGUCAAUCGUAAACAUCGUCAUCAUAAGAAACAAACAAAGAAAUCCCAGCAGACGGAGUUGAGAGAAUGUCGCAUGAACAAAACCCCGAAUUUGAAGAACUGUGGGAAGUCUAAAUCGUUAGAUUCAAGCGACAUUUUCCCACCUAACAAUGACAUCAAAGUCCAGCACAAAACCAAGGAGAUUAUUCCUGAGGUAAUUGUUGAUACUAAGAAAUCAACAGCAGUUUCCGAAGAAUCUGUGCAGAUUACCAAUCUGGGGAAUUUAUCUACAGUUAACAAUAACAAUCUAAUUAAUACUAACAAUAAUAAUAAUAAUAACAAGAAGGAGCCUUCAAAGUUGAGUAUAUUUGUAAAGAGUCCAUUGUCACGAAGGAAGAAAGACACAUCUGAUACGGAAAAGAAUAAUAAAAGUCGUAGUAGAAGUAAACAGAAGAAGAAUGACAAGGGGGUAGACAGCCCAACGCACAAAAGUGGCAUGUCUUUGCAUACACACGCACUGGCAACGUUGGAGAAUUUACUAACAAGGUUAAGGGAGGAUGAUGGGAGGUCCACACCACCAAAUUCGCCUAGGUUACCAAGGAGUCAACCUGCAUCGCCUGCGCCUUCUAAAAAAGGUAAACGACCUCAAAGUGCAUCUCCAAUAAGAAAGAAUCUUCUUUCAUCGCCGUUAUUAGGUCGUAGAAAUCGGAAGAAUAAAAAUCUGGAAAGUUCGGAUGAUGAGGUGACUGCCUCUGGUGAUGAAGUUUGUAAUGGGACAAAUUAUAAAGAUUUAGAAACGUUCCAAAAGGCUCAGUUACGUCAAAAAUUAAAACGUGGUAAAAUUGAACCAAACGGAAGCAACUGCAACAAUCACGUGGUGCCUCAACGACGAGAGUUUGUAAUGCACAAUAAAGCGCCCAUGUGGAACGAAAACAGUCAAGUGUAUCAACUUGAUUUUGGCGGACGCGUAACCCAAGAGUCUGCUAAAAAUUUCCAAAUUGAAUUUCGUGGAAAACAGGUUAUGCAAUUUGGAAGAAUUGAUGGAAACGCUUACACAUUGGACUUUCAAUAUCCAUUCUCAGCCCUACAGGCAUUCGCAGUCGCGUUGGCAAACGUGACACAACGAUUAAAAUAAAAAACUUUCAUUUUACAGAAACAUCCAACCCCUAGUUGAACAUAUCGUAUCAUUAAUAUCGCUAACAACAUAAUUCAACACUACCCAAACGCAUACGAAACGUAACAUUUUAUUCGUUUAAUUUUUUUGGAAAAUAAAUAAGAAAAACGCUAAGACGGUGCCAAGAAAAUUGCUUAAAACUAAAUUUUACUCCCCCGGAUGAUAAGUACCUAUAGAGUUAAGAUUAAACGUAAACUAAACUCGUAAAUUUGUACUUAAAUCACUAUAACACUACAAAAUGGCGUUGACGCAAAUCUCGUUACACGAAUUUUUGCUACAAGUUCGUCAGAAAAGUUUUUAAUAAAGACAUAACCUUUUUAAAAGGUACGAUUAGCGCUUUAACAUAACCUAGGUUAAAAGAUUUUGAUAUUUUUUGAUUUUUUCAUGUUUUGAUAUUGGAUUCAAUUGUUUUCGAAAGACAUAACGAAUUGUAGGAAACCGAGUGAACGAUACGAACAUAUUUUAAUACUCAGAUGAACAAACCGUCCGCUUGGUGAACAAAAAACAAAUUUUUAACACAAAAUUGAUUAAAAUUAAACAAAAAAAGAUGGUGGAUGCUUCAGUAAUGUGUAAUGCUUUAAUUUGUCUUUAUUCACGACUAUAUUAAAUAUACUAUAUUAUAGUCGUGAAUAAAGUAUAGUAUUCUAUGCUAUCUAUAAUAAUUUUUGCUUCAAAGCCAAACCAAUUCUAAUUUUAACAUAAAAGACAUGCAAACUCGCCAGUUUUACUCAUUAUUACUAAUUUAUUAGCUUCAUCAACGUUGAAUAGUCUUAAUUGUUGAUUUAACUAAACUAACUUAACCUCAAACUCCUUGAGAUGUACAUCUAGUUCGAUUCUAUUAGAAAUUUGAAGUUUUUCGUUUUGAGAACCUAAGAAGAAAUUCUGUUAUACAAUGUAGCUCAAAUUUUGUUAACAAAACAAACACUAUUGUAAGAAUAAAAUCUUUGUAUGAUAUAAUUACCGAAGUGAAGGCGAUUACUGAAGUUUAAAUAGUCGUAAUGAUCGUCUACGUAAACAAGUUAGUAAUGUUAAGACGCAUUUUUAAUGAGAUUCAAAUCCAAACAGGAACGCUGUUUAAAAAUACUGUCUAAUCGGAGUACAACAAACUCGUAUUAUGAUUGAAAUGUGUAUUUUUAUUUGUUCAUUUUUCAAGAAUAAACAACACAUUCAAACCAA
Molecule: messenger RNA, 5880 nt
Organism: Dalotia coriaria
Lineage: Eukaryota; Metazoa; Arthropoda; Insecta; Coleoptera; Staphylinidae
Product: tubby-related protein 4-like
Molecular function (GO): protein binding
Source: RefSeq, a predicted model, not a curated record